AUGCCGCCAAAGCCCAAAGCUUCAAGAUCCCGCUCUCCCAGCAAGUCGCCGAUGAAGUCUCCCCAGAAGUCGCCGUCCAAGCUGCUUUCCAAUGACGAGUCUCCUGAAUAUGUGAACAAUACAAAUAUCAAGGUGAUUGUGCGGUUCAGACCAGAAAACGAAAUGGAGAGAGUCAGUGGGGCCACAAACAUUGUUAGUUACCAUUCUGAUCAGCAGAGCGUUUCGGUUUCUGUGGCGUCCAACUCCAACAGCUUCACUUUCGACCGUAUAUUUGACGAGAACACCCGACAAGAAGAAAUCUUUAACUAUUCUGUUAAACAAACAACAGACGAUCUUGCACAGGGAUACAACGGAACGGUUCUUUGCUACGGACAAACUGGAUCUGGUAAAUCGUACACGAUGAUGGGCGAUCUUGGAGAUGACGAAAGUAAGGGUCAAACACCUCGGAUCUUUGAGCAGAUAUUCCAGGGGAUCGAGAAUUCACCGAAAACACUGGAAUACACAGUGGGUGUUUCUUAUUUGGAGAUCUACAACGAGAACCUCAGAGAUUUGCUGAAUCCAAAGAACAAUUCCAAACUGGGCAUUCACGAAAACAAGGUGGACGGAGUUUACGUUAGCAACCUCGAAACUUUGUAUGUUUCGAACCUGAAUGACGUUUACACGAUACUGGAUCAGGGUAACAAGAAUAGAAGUGUUGGUGCCACAAACAUGAACGAGCAGAGCUCCAGAUCCCACGCAAUUUUCCAGAUCAGACUCAACUCGAAGAACCUCGAAGACGGGAUAAUCAAGACAGGUAACCUGUUUUUAGUCGAUCUGGCUGGAUCAGAAAAAAUCGACAAAACAGGUGCUACAGGUCAGCUUUUGGAAGAAGCCAAGAAGAUCAAUUCGUCUUUAUCUGCGCUUGGAAAUGUGAUUUACUCGCUGACAGAUGAAAAGACGACGCAUGUUCCCUACAGAGACUCCAAGCUCACCCGCAUUUUGCAAGAGUCGCUUGGAGGGAACUCCAGAACCACGCUGAUAAUCAACUGCUCCCCUUCCUCGUUGAACGACCAAGAGACCCUAUCGACGCUGAGAUUUGGUUCUCGGGCCAAACAUAUCAAGAACAGCGUCCACAUCAACAGUGAACUCAGUAACAACGAGUUGAAGAAACGGUUUUUGGAACAGGCCAAGAUCAACGAGGAGAAUAACCACAAGAUCCAGAAACUCGAGGCACGCAACGGCACUUUGGAAGAAGAGAAUGCCAGGCUCAAGGAAGAGCUCGAAAAAUACAAAGGACUAUCUAGCAUGAAUGGUUCCUCCGACGAAAUUAUGAAGCUCAACGACAAGAUUGUUCAACUUGAAACGUCACAUUCGAGCCUGACGAAGGAGCUCGACCAAAAGACUGCGCGAAUAACAGAGCUCGAAAGCGGUGCUGUCGAGUCGAAGGAAAGUCUUGUCAAAUUGGAAGCUUUGGAAAAAGCCAUCGAACAUUUCUCAGACCACAUCGAGCAGGUUGAAACCCAGAACAAGCAGUUGAAGAAAGACAUCCAUUCGUUGCAACAGAUGAGUAAUUUGAAGAAUACCAAGAUCAAGGAGCUGGAGCAACAGUUGAAGGGCCAGGAAAAGCUGGUCGAGCAGGACGCUGACCUGUUUGAGCAGAAACUCAACCAUCUUAAGGGAAGAGUGGUUUCUCACAGAGCGAAACAGCGAAGCGUCUCUGACGGGAAGGAAAAUUCGAUAUCGAGCGACCUAAUACGAAGCAGACCUUCGAGCAAGAAUCGGAUCGGACUCAACUUGAGAAUCGUCAAGCCAAUGAGAGGAGGACGACAAGGAACAUGA
Molecule: messenger RNA, 1818 nt
Organism: Ogataea philodendri
Lineage: Eukaryota; Fungi; Ascomycota; Pichiomycetes; Pichiales; Pichiaceae
Exons: 1
Coding region: 1-1818 (605 amino acids)
Biological process (GO): microtubule-based movement; mitotic spindle organization
Molecular function (GO): microtubule motor activity; ATP binding; microtubule binding
Source: RefSeq, a predicted model, not a curated record